AUGGUGGCGGGAGUGGGCCCUGCGGGAACGCAGCCAGGGAAGGAGGAUGGAGACCUAUCGAAGGGGCCUGUGCCGACGGUUGGUUCUAGCAGCGCUGUGCGUCUCACGUCGAACGGCACAGCUGGUACCAGCCAUGCAGGACUUAGCAUGCCGCACCCCAAGAAAUUCAGUGCCGUCAAUAUCAACAAGAAGUUCAUGGAGAAGAUCGCUCCUCUUCACGGACCGAGUUCAACUACGUCUAUUUCUAUGGCUGCAAAAUCUGGGAUUGCGACGCCGAAACAGACGCCUGAAGUAUCUAGUAUGCACUCUCGAUUAGUAACUGCUAAACUCACGUCAACGCCUCGACCGUCUACUACGGGGCCAGGAUGGUCUCGACCUUCAUCGGCAGCUCCGAGUCCAUCGACCCCAGCACCACCUUCCAAUGCGGGAAAGGGCUUGGUACCAUCGUCGAGUGCAGCUGCACCCCAGUUACCUCAUGCUGGCAAGGUCAUCCAACCUCAACCGAGAACGUCUGUUACUGGUGCUAGUGCGACAGUAAUAGUAAAAGAGACUCUCAGUGUCACCACUCGCCCCGCCUGGGGAAAUAUCAGAACUGGGCAGGUAACGGCUCCCAAAGCUGAUGCGAGAGUUCAAAAUGAUUUCCCGACUGCUGCUGAGGUCGCUCAAGAACAAACCGCUAAGCUCAAUGAUAAGAAAGCGGUGCAGGAGGAACAAGUAUUGCAGAAUCAAGCUCUGCAAGAAGAAGCAGACACGUUCCGCGGAGUCCAUCUGGAUCCAAACGCGCACCACUGGGACGAGAUGGAAGAAGAUGAUGAAAGCUUCUUGGGUGGUGUCAUUGACUUUGGUGACGGUAGGCAGUACAAGAUUCAGCCUAGUGACCCUUCGGCGCCAAAUUCC
This is a messenger RNA of Gloeophyllum trabeum ATCC 11539, 897 nucleotides long. RefSeq lists its product as uncharacterized. Lineage: Eukaryota; Fungi; Basidiomycota; Agaricomycetes; Gloeophyllales; Gloeophyllaceae. The record is from RefSeq and is a predicted model, not a curated record. The transcript is spliced from 4 exons. The annotation marks the transcript as partial.